AUGAGAAGAGCGUUUAUUCUCCUCGGCAUUGAAGAAAAAUACAGGGAGUUAUUGAAAAAGUCGGACAUAACAGAUGAGCUGUUUGGCAAUGAAUUGUUUAAACGACUUAAGCAUACGAAAUCCUUGGGCGUGGAAAGAAGGCCCCCAACGGUCUCUGAGGUUCAAAGACCGCCCGAGAAACUCGCAGUGGAACAAAAGAGCGCCGACACGGUCGACGAGACCAGACCACCACAAGCGCUAGAGGGCCAGUAUUUUGAAUUUUUAUGUCUGCCAUUUGGUCUUAACGUAGCUCCGUAUGUAUUUACAAAGAUUCUGAAGCCAAUGGUGAACUAUCUGCGUAAGAAGGGACUUUCUUCCGUUUUAUAUCUAGACGAUAUGCUCCUUGUCGCAUCAUCCAGACAGGAAUGUGCUAGUAAUGUAACGACGUCAAUUAAGGUUUUGGAGAGAUUAGGCUUUAUCAUUAACUAUAAUAAAAGUAGUUUGGAACUCAGCCAAAGGACGGAAUUCUUAGGUAUACUAUAUGACACUAGGAAAAUGUCAUUAGAAUUGCCGACGGAUAAAAGGGGCAAAUUGCUCAGUCUUUUGGCAGAAUUUAGUCCCGGAAAAGUGGUUUCUCUUAGGCAAUGGUCUAGUUUCGUGGGCUCGAUUAAUGCAGCGUGUCCGGCAGUGAAAUAUGGCCGCUUAUAUACGAAACGGUUUGAACGGGUUCGGUAUUUAGAAUUAUUGAAAAAUAAUGAUAAUUAUGAGGCGAAAAUUCUUAUUCCAGAGAGUCUCAGUUCAGUUUUUGAUUGGUGGAGAAGGAAUAUUCCUAGUUCCUCGAAUCCGAUUCGACAAGGCAAUUAUACACGCGAAAUUUUCUCCGACGCGUCCACCACAGGAUGGGGUGCGUUCUGUGACGGACAUAAAGCUCGAGGGUUUUGGACAGAGAGAGAGCAAAAAUUUCAUAUUAACCGGUUAGAACUCCUAGCAGCUUUGUUCGCGAUAAAAAGCUUUGCGAAGGAAAUUAAGAGUGCAGAAAUCCUCCUGCGCAUGGACAAUACCACGGCAAUAGCGUAUGUCAAUAAGAUGGGGGGAGUGCAACAUCCUAAUUUACAUAGGAUUGCCGAGGAAAUCUGGCAGUGGUGUGAGUCGCGAGAUAUCUGGUUAGUGGCCUCGUAUAUAAAAUCCAAGGACAACGUGGAAGCUGACCAAGAGUCGCGGGUACAGAACAUAGAUACGGAGUGGGAGUUAGCAGACUAUGCGUUUCGUCAGGCGGUCGAAACGUUUGGAUAUCCGGAGAUUGAUUUGUUUGCCACACGAUGUAAUACAAAAUGCGAAAAAUAUUUCUCUUGGGACAACGAUCCAGAAGCGUUAGCGGUUGACGCUUUCACUAAGGAUUGGCAUUCAAUUGGGCUCUUUUGGGCGUUUCCGCCGUUCGCUCUUAUUUUAAGAGUUCUAAAAAGGAUCGUGAUCGAUAGGGCCACGGGCAUAAUGAUAAUCCAUUCACCACCCGCUAGCAGGAAGACUGUCCCUGAUGGUAGGCAUAUUAUCAGGGAGUCUUUCAGAAGGAGGGGGCUGCCAGGACCAGCCUUAGAUAUCUUUGAAGCCUCAAUAGCGGAGUCAACGCGUAAACAAUACGCCGGUCCAUUAACACAAUGGUGGUGGGUCUUUUGCGUCGAUCAGGGGAUAGAUCCCUAUCAACCAAGAGAAGAAGAGGUCAUCAAAUUUCUGACUAAAAAAUUCGAAGACGGAGCGGCGUAUGGAUCCUUGAACUCAAUACGAUCGGCGAUUUCCCUAAUUAGUGGGAGCAGCAUUGGCCAGAAUAGAAAUAUCUCCAGAUUUUUUAAGGGAGUAUUUAUGCUUAGACCUACAAAACCAAAAUACGACAGAAUUUGGGAUGUUAGCGUAGCCUUUCAGAAAAUUGAGGAAUGGUUUCCGUUGAAUGAGUUGGCCCUUGAUUGCUUAGGGGAGCGUCUUGUGCUGCUGCUUGCAUUGGGCACUGCACAUAGAGCGCAAACAUUAGCCUUGAUCAAGCUGUCUAAUAUGAAGCAUAAUGUAGAGGGAUACGAAGUAGAAAUAUCGGAUAGGAUUAAGACCUCGCGGCCGGGAGCGUAUCAACCGUUAUUAAUUCUACCUUAUUUUUCGGAGAAUCCUAAACUCUGUAUUGCGUCAACCCUUGACGCUUAUAUCCAACAGACAUCGCACUUGCGAGGAGACAUAGAUCAUCUCUUUCUGACAACCAAAAGGCCGUUCCGGACAGCAUCGGCGGCGACAAUAGGUAGAUAG
Messenger RNA from Ooceraea biroi (clonal raider ant), 2265 nucleotides. RefSeq lists its product as uncharacterized. Gene Ontology annotation, molecular function: nucleic acid binding. The record is from RefSeq and is a predicted model, not a curated record. NCBI's taxonomy places the organism in Eukaryota, Metazoa, Arthropoda, Insecta, Hymenoptera, Formicidae.